UCUAGUCGAAGUCAUAAACCAGCACUGAGUAAGAGGGACAUCAAAUCUGUCAAAUUGAACGACGGUAUUUCACCAGGGUCAGAUAAAGAUUAACUUCCAUCAAAUUUCAAGAUGGUAUCUCGGUGCGUUAUGUUGGUCGCUGUGAUGGCGAUGGUGGGUCUCGCCAUGAGCAGCUGUCCCAAUGUGCCCUGGGGGGAACAUGGCAAGCCAUACUUCACUGAUCAAAAGUUCCCAUCCAGACCAUUGACCGAGGCAUCGACGUACUGUCAGAACUGCGGCAUGCAACUCUGCACACUGGCUCAAAUGCAGGAAGCUUACAUCAAUGGCUUCAGAUCGCAGCAAUGGGGUAUGUUCGAAAAGCUGGGAUAUGACACAAGUGCCUUUGCCUGCGGAAAGUACGUCGCCCGAAAAGAAUGCUAUGUCGUGUUGAACUCUCCUGGCGCCAAGCCAACCGGGAUUAUUCCCGUUACUCCUCGUGUGGGAUCUGUUGUAAACGCGUGGUGUUGCGGCAAGUAAAAAUUGGACCACGUCACAGGAAACUCAUAGACUUGACCCAAAUCCCAAUCCGCGAGUCCUUUUAUUUUCAGUCCCAUCGCCCAAUGACAGAAAACUCCCCAAACCUGGACGUGUCCCCCCCCCAACCUGUGCCAUUCUCGGGAACACAUUUGCUUUCAUUUGACGGCGGUAUGCCCAGGGACCUCUCGCACGAGAACGGGACUUGAAUCAAGUCUAGAAACUCGAUUGAUGGGUGAACCACCCGUCGGGCCAUUUCAAUUUUAUGUAUAUCAAAAUGUCCACUCUCGUAGUCCUUUUCAAUGGGAAUUUUUGUUCUUCUUCUAAAUCGAUAUAAAACUAGGAAUCCUUAAAAAUAACUAUCAGUAAAAUCUUUGAGGAUGGCAAUUCUAAUGUACGGGGUAAAACAACUUUGCACCCGGUGGCCCCAAACGGUCUUAACCAAGACCGCUGGUAUGAGCUGAUGAACUUGUACAAAUUAUUGAUCAGGAUGAGGUAAUGCAUGAUCCGGGAAUGGUUGUAUUCAUGCUGAUCGACACAAUGCGCACAAUCACAACACGUAUCACACAAUGAUACACGUCACCGUGAUAGCCCUCCACUUUUUAAACCCAGGAUAGCCUACAAGAUGUUCAGGCCCGAUUUCACAAAGAUCCCAGAAUGAUCUUGGAUAGCUGCAAAUUAAUCGUAGUUGCUAAGUAAAAUGUGAUGUCACAAUACAAAUCACCGACACUAGUAAUUUGUCUUGCAAUGAAUUAUAUUGCUUUGUGAAAUCGGCCCCAUGUCAGCUAUUAAUUGCGAUCGAACCCACUUUUAGUAAAAGGCAAAAAUGACAAUAAUUUUGUUCAAUGGAUUUAUAUAAAAUAGUUACAUCAAUAAAUCUAUACAGGUCGAAUCUUUCGUAAACAGGAAGAUGUGACCUGUAGUCUAGGUCAGAAAAAAUGGUCUUAUGUCUUUUGGUUUAGAGUUUACUUUUAAUUACAGUUAGGGUAAACACAUUUUCAUUUUAACCUUAUCGGUAGCGUUUUAAGGUGGAGGAACUUUAGUGGUAGAGGAGUUGUUAAUGAGAUCUGGAAAACCAAGUAUCAAAUUUUACUAAUUAAAUUUAACUUCAAAAAAAAUCAUAUUAAUGUGGCCUCAGUUUAUAGUCAACAUCUAACAACAAAUCGUAUAAUAUUAUCACAAGAUUUUAUCUGGACUAUAUUCAAUUUCACGAAACGGAGCCGAGUGAAAUGGAAUUGCAAUAUUUGAUCUCGUGAUACGUGACACGACAUUGCCUCGUUCAAACAAACGGGCGGGGAACGAUUAUGUUUGGGAACGAUGGUGCAAUGUGACUAAAGAGAUACUCAUUAUUAGAGUGCAUUGUCGCAGCAGUAAAUGAAUGGCAAAAAUAAUGGAUGACACGUGACGUGUGUUCCACCAAUCAAAUGACAAGAACAUAUCUUUGUUGGUCCAGUAUAAUUUGUUGUAAGAUAUAUCGAAUUAGUAUCCGUCUGUGGGAAUGUUGGCUUAUAUGAAUAACUAAUGGAUAGACCUACUUUAUGUUGAACUAAAACAGUUGUUCUCAUUUUAACGAAGAAUGUAUAAAUUAAAACAAGUUGUUAUUCACAUAAUAUUGCAGUACAAAUAAAACUAAACACCAGCAACAACA
Asterias rubens (European starfish) is the source of this 2161-nucleotide messenger RNA. RefSeq lists its product as uncharacterized. NCBI's taxonomy places the organism in Eukaryota, Metazoa, Echinodermata, Asteroidea, Forcipulatida, Asteriidae. The record is from RefSeq and is a predicted model, not a curated record. The transcript is spliced from 3 exons. Bases 112 to 516 code for a protein of 134 amino acids.